Molecule: messenger RNA, 7272 nt
Organism: Gorilla gorilla gorilla (western lowland gorilla)
Lineage: Eukaryota; Metazoa; Chordata; Mammalia; Primates; Hominidae
Product: polycystin-1-like protein 2
Biological process (GO): detection of mechanical stimulus
Cellular component (GO): membrane
Molecular function (GO): protein binding; carbohydrate binding; calcium channel activity
Source: RefSeq, a predicted model, not a curated record
AUGAGUGCAGUGGGCUUGGUACUCCUGGUGCUUGCUCUGAGGCUUAGGGCCACCACUGCUAAGCCAGAGGAAGGCAGCUUUUGCUCUAAGAGCCAGGUGGCCUUCAGAGAUGCUUGCUAUGAAUUUGUGCCACUCGGACGCACCUUCCGUGAUGCCCAGAGCUGGUGCGAGGGGCAAGGAGGCCAUUUGGUCUUCAUUCAGGAUGAAGGCACCCAGCGGUUUCUGCAGAAGCACAUCUCCCAGGACAGGGAAUGGUGGAUUGGACUCACGUGGAACUUGGCACGGAAUGGAACCACGGAGGGGCCGGGGACUUGGUUGGACACCUCCAAUGUGACCUACAGCAAUUGGCAUGGAGGGCAGGCCGCCGCUGCCCCUGACACCUGCGGCCACAUCGGGAGAGGCCCUUCCUCUGAGUGGGUGGCCUCGGACUGCGCCCAGACCUUCGCCUUCGUGUGCGAGUUCCGGGUUGGCCAGAGCCUGGCCUACAAGGGACUCAAUGCCACCAUGCACUGUGGCUUGGGGCAGGUCAUCCAGGUCCAGGAUGCCGUCUACGGGCGCCAGAACCCCCAUUUCUGCACCCAGGAUGCCGGGCGUCCUUCAGAUCUGGAGCAGGGAUGCAGCUGGGCCAACGUCAAGGAGGAGAUGGCAGGCCAGUGCCAGGGGCUACAGCCAUGCCAGGUGGCAGCAGAUGGGACCUAUUUUGGAAACCUGUGUCCGACUCAGGGCAGUUACCUGUGGGUGCAGUACCAGUGCCGGGAAGCCCUGCAGCUGAUGGUGUCCAGUGAGAGUUUUAUCUUUGACAAUGUCACCAUCUCCCUGACGUGGCUCCUCUCACCCUACAUAGGAAAUCUGUCCUGUAUAAUUAGUACAGGAGACAGCCACACUUUUGAUCCCUACAAGCUGCCGAGCAAUGUGACCCACCAGUUCACAUCUCCUGGGGAAUUCACUGUGUUUGCUGAAUGCACAACCAGUGAGUGGCAUGUGACAGCUCAGAGGCAGGUGACCGUGCGAGACAAGAUGGAGAGGCUCAGUGUGACUGCAUGCUCCGGCCUGUCCCAGUCAGGAGCCGGCCCUCUCUGCCAGGCUGUCUUUGGGGAUCCUCUGUGGAUUCAGAUGGAGCUUGAUGGAGGAACAGGAGUGACUUACACUGUGCUUUUGGGUGACAUAACCCUGGCUGAGUCCAUCACCCAAAAGGGCUCGCUACCGUACAAUCUGACCCUGGACAGAGAAACCCAGAAACUGAUGGGCCCUGUGAGGCACCGCCUGGAGAUCCAAGCCACCAGCACCACCACCACCUCUACAAUCUCCAGGAACAUCACAGUUCACUUGGUGGAGCCGCUGUCAGGGCUGCAGGCCUCCUGGGCUUCUGACCAUUUGGAGCUUGGACAGGACCUAUUGAUCAACAUCUCAUUGGCUCAGGGCACCCCGGAAGAGCUGAGCUUUGAGGUGGCAGGACUCAAUGCAACCUUCUCCCACGAGCAAGUGAGCUUUGGAGAGCCAUUUGGGAUUUACCGCCUGGCUGUUCCAGUUGAAGGCACCUUUCUGGUCACCAUGCUGGUGAGGAAUGCCUUCUCCAACCUGAGUUUGGAAAUCGGGAACAUCACUAUCACAGCCCCUUCCGGUCUCCAAGAACCAUCUGGGAUGAAUGCCGAAGGAAAGAGUAAAGAUAAAGGCGAUAUGGAGGUGUAUAUCCAACCUGGUCCAUAUGUGGAUCCUUUCACAACAGUGACCCUGGACUGGCCAGACAAUGACAAGGAGUUACGCUUCCAAUGGUCAUGUGGGCCUUGCUGGGCUCAGUGAAGCGGCUGUGUUGAGAGGCAGCUGCUUCGCACAGACCAGAGGGAGCUGGUGGUUCCAGCAUCCUGCCUGCCGCCGCCUGACUCUGCUGUCACCCUGCGCCUGGCUGUUCUGAGAGGCCAAGAGCUGGAGAACAGGGCAGAGCAGUGCCUCUACGUGUCUACGCCCUGGGAACUCAGGCCUCGAGUCAGCUGUGAGAGGAACUGCAGGCCAGUUAAUGCCAGCGAAGACAUUCUGCUCAGGGUCACCAUGGGGGAGGACUCCCCAGUGGCUAUGUUUACCUGGUAUUUGGACAACACCCCAACAGAGCAGGCCGAGCCCCUCCCGGAUGCCUGCAGACUCAGAGAAUUUUGGCCAAGGUCCUUAACCCUCCUCCAGAGCAACACCUCCACGUUGCUGCUGAACAGCUCGUUUCCGCAGUCCCGGGGAGAGGUCAUCCGAAUCAGAGCCACAGCACUGACCAGGCACGCCUAUGGGGAGGACACCUAUGUGAUCAGCACUCUGCCUUCCCCUGAGGUGCCUGCCUGCACUAUUGCCCCAGAGGAGGGCACCGUUCUGACGAGCUUUGCCAUCUUCUGCAAUGCCUCCGCAGCCCUGGGACCCCUGGAGUUCUGCUUCUGUCUGGAAUCAGGUUCCUGCCUACACUGUGGCCCUGAAACUGCCCUCCCAUCAGUGUAUCUGCCACUUGGAAAGGAGAACAAUGACUUUGUGCUGACAGUAGUUAUUUCUGCCACCAAUCGUGCAGGGGACACACAGCAGACCCAGGCCGUGGCUAAGGUGGCACUCGGAGACACAUGUGUUGAGGAUGUAGCAUUCCAGGCUGCCUUGUCAGAGAAAAUCCCCACAGCUCUGCAAGGCGAGGGUGGCCCCGAGCAGCUCCUCCAGCUGGCCAAGGCUGUGUCCUCCGUGCUGAACCAAGAGCAUGAAAGCCAGGGCUCAGGACAGUCACUGAGCAUGGACGUCAGAUAGAAGGUCAGAGAGCAUGUGCUGGGAUCACAGUCUGCAGUCACCACCGGCUUGGAGGACGUGCAGAGGGUGCAGGAGCUGGCCGAGGUGCUGAGAGAGGUGACCUGCCGGAGUAAGGAACUCACACCCUCGGCCCAGUGGGAGGCCAGCUUGGCUCUACAGCAUGCCAGUGAGGCCCUGUUGACAGUGAGUGCCAAGGCCCGCCCUGAGGACCAGAGGCGCCAGGCAGCCACCAGGGACCUGUUUCAGGCUGUGGGCAGUGUGCUGGAAGCUUCCCUGAGCAACAGACCAGAAGAGCCUGCGGAGGCCAGCAGCAGCCAGAUUGCCACAGUGCCGCGGCUGCUUGGAGUUGUGGAGCAUGUGCAGACCGCCCUCCUGCUGGGAAAACUGCCAGGGGGCCUUCCAGCCAUGCUGGCCACCCCCUCCAUCUCUGUGUACACAAACAGAAUACAACCCUGGAGUUGGCAAGGCUCCUCCCUGCGCACUGAUGCCGCAGACUCUGCAACCUUCACGCUGCCCACUGCCUCCUCCCUCGGCUCUCUGGAGGACGGCCAGGAGCCGGUGGAUAUAAAGAUGAUGAGUUUCCCAAAGAGCCCCUUUCCAGCCCGAAGCCACUUUGAUAUCAGCGGGACUGUCGGUGGCCUCCCUGUGACCAGCCCUAGUGGUCAACUCAUACCUGUGAAGAAUCUGUAGGAGAAUAUCGAGAUCCUGCUGCCCCGGCAUUCACAAAGACACAGCCAGCCGACCGUGUUGAACCUGACCAGUCCUGAAGCUUUGUGGGUGAACGUGACUUCAGGGGAGGCAACCUUGGGGAUCCAGCUGCACUGGAGACCGGACAUUGCACUCACGCUUAGCCUGGGCUAUGGCUACCACCCCAACAAGAGCAGCUACGAUGCCCAAACUCACCUCGUACCUUUGGUGGCUCCAGAUGAGCUGCCCACGUGGAUCCUGAGCCCACAGGACCUGCGUUUUGGAGAAGAGGUCUACUAUUUGACUGUGGUCCCUGAGUCUGACCUGGAGCCAGCCCCCGGCAGGGACCUCACAGUUGGCAUCACCACCUUCCUGUCUCACUGUGUGUUCUGGGAUGAGGUCCAGGAGACUUGGGACGACUCAGGGUGCCAGGUGGGGCCUCGGACCAGCCCCUACCAGACACACUGCCUCUGCAACCACCUCACUUUCUUUGGAAGCACAUUCCUGGUGAUGCCCAAUGCCAUCGACAUCCACCAGACUGCUGAGCUCUUUGCCACCUUCGAGGACAACCCUGUGGUCGUGACCACCGUGGGCUGCCUGUGUGUGGUCUACGUGCUGGUGGUGAUCUGGGCGAGGAGGAAGGACGCUCAGGAUCAGGCCAAGGUGAAGGUCACAGUGCUGGAAGACAAUGAUCCCUUUGCUCAGUACCACUACCUGGUGACAGUCUACACAGGACACCGACGAGGGGCAGCCACGUCCUCAAAGGUGACUGUCACCCUGUAUGGCCUGGAUGGAGAGAGUGAGCCCCACCACCUGGCUGAUCCCGACACUCCGGUUUUUGAGCGAGGAGCAGUGGAUGCCUUCCUCCUCUCCACCCUGUUCCCCCUGGGGGAACUGCGGAGCCUCCGGCUGUGGCAUGACAACCCAGGGGACCGGCCAUCGUGGUAUGUGAGCUGGGUGCUGGUCUAUGACCUGGCGAUGGACCGGAAGUGGUAUUUCCUGUGCAACUCCUGGCUAUCCAUCAAUGUUGGAGAUUGUCUCCUCGACAAGGUGUUUCCGGCCACGGAGCAGGACAGAAAACAAUUCAGCCACCUGUUUUUCAUGAAGACUUCCGCGGGCUUCCAGGAUGGACACAUCUGGUACUUGAUCUUCAGCCGCUGCACUCGCAGCAGCUUCACCCGUGUCCAGAGGGUGUCCUGCUGCUUCUCCCUGCUGCUGUGCAAUCUGACCAGCAUCAUGUUCUGGGGGGUCCCCAAGGACCCAGCUGAGCAAAAGAUGGACUUGGGUAAAAUUGAAUUCACCUGGCAGGAGGUGAUGAUUGGCCUGGAGAGCUCCAUCCUCAUGUUCCCCAUCAACCUCCUGAUUGUUCAGAUCUUUCGGAACACCUGUCCCCGGGUCGCGAAGGAGCAGAACACUGGGAAAUGGGACCGGGGGUCCCCCAACCUGACUCCCUCCCCACAGCCCGUGGAGGACGGCCUUCUGACACCUGAGGCAGUGACCAAGCAUGUAUCAAGAAUCGUCAGCUCCCUCUUCAAAGCUCUCAAGGUGCCAUCCCCCGCCUUGGGCUGGGACUCAGUGAACUUGAUGGACAUCAACAGUCUCUUCGCCUUGGUGGAAGAUGUCAUUUGUCCACAGAACACAUCAGGGCAGGUGUUCUGGGAGGAAGCCAGAAAGAGAGAGGACCCUGUAAGACUCACUUUGGGGUCAUCAGAAAUGAAAGAGAAAUCGCAGUGUCCCAAGCCCAAGGCGGCACAGAGUGGCCCCUGGAAGGACAGCGUCUACAGGCAGUGUCUGUACCUUCAGCUGGAACACGUGGAGCAAGAGCUGCGGCUGGUGGGGCCCCGAGGCUUCCCCCAGCCCCACAGCCAUGACCGGGCCCUCAGGCAGCUGCAGACCCUGAAGGGCGGCCUGGGGGUACAGCCGGGCACCUGGGCCCCUGCACAUGCCAGCGCUCUUCGGGUGAGCAAACCCCCUCAAGGCCUGCCCUGGUGGUGCAUCCUGGUGGGCUGGCUCCUGGUAGCGGCCACCAGUGGCGUGGCGGCCUUCUUCACCAUGCUCUACGGCCUGCACUACGGGAGGGCCAGCUCCCUCAGGUGGCUCAUCUCCUUGGCUGUCUCCUUCGUGGAGAGCGUGUUCGUCACCCAGCCCCUGAAGGUGCUGGGAUUGGCUGCUUUCUUUGCACUGGUCUUGAAGAGAGUGGACGAUGAGGAGGAUACUGUGGCCCUGCUGCCAGGACAUCUGUUGGGCCCAGACCCCUAUGCCUUGUUCUGAGCACGAAGAAACAGCAGCUGGGAUGUCUACCAGCCACCUCUCACUGCUGCCAUUGAGAAGAUGAAAACCACCCACCUAAAGGAACAGAAAGCAUUUGCCCUCAUCAGAGAAAUCCUGGCAUACUUGGGCUUCCUGUGGAUGCUACUGCUCGUGGCCUACGGGCAGAGGGACCCCAGCGCCUACCACCUCAACAGACACCUCCAGCACAGCUUCACCAGGGGCUUUUCAGGUGUGCUCGGCUUCCGAGAGUUCUUCGAGUGGGCCAACACCACCCUCGUGAGCAACCUGUAUGGUCACCCCCCAGGCUUUAUCACUGAUGGGAACUCCAAGCUGGUUGGCAGUGCCCAGAUUCGUCAAGUGAGGGUCCGGGAAAGCUCUUGCCCUCUUGCCCAGCAGCUGCAGGCGUCUCUCAACAGAUGUCAUGCACCAUAUUCCCUGGAUGCUGAAGACAUGGCAGACUAUGGGGAAGGCUGGAAUGCCACCGCCCUCAGUAAUGGCAGUAGCUUUCUCCAGGCUUGGCAGUACCAGAGCCAGGACCAAUGUCAAGGGUAUCCCAUCUGGGGCAAACUCACUGUGUACCGGGGAGGAGGCUACGUGGUCCCCUUGGGGACUGAUCGCCAAAGCGCGUCAAGGCACCUUCUUUACGCACGCGGCCCUGCAGAGCCUCCGCCUGUACCCCUUCACCGACGGUUGGCACCCCUUCGUGGUAGCGGCAGAGCUCAUCUACUUCCUCUUCCUCCUCUACUACAUGGUGGUGCAGGGCAAGCGCAUGAGGAAGCAGACGUGGGGCUAUUUCCGCAGCAAGUGGAAUCUUCUGGAGCUGGCCAUCAUCCUGGCCAGCUGGAGUGCCCUGGCGGUGUUUGUGAAGAGGGCUGCCCUGGCCGAAAGGGACCUCCAGCGCUGCCGGAACCACAGGGAGGAUCGAACUUAAUAUUUGGUUGGAAACUCCGUUCCUACAAAACCCUCUUUGAUGCGGCGGAGACGAUGAUCAGCCUUCAGCUGGGAAUCUUCAACUACGAGGAGGUCCUGGACUAUAGUCCAGUGCUUGGCUCCUUCCUCAUUGGGUCCUGCAUCGUUUUUAUGACAUUUGUGGUGCUGAACCUGUUUAUCUCUGUCAUCCUGGUGGCCUUCAGUGAGGAGCAAAAAUACUAUCAGCUGUCGGAGGAAGGGGAGAUCGUAGAUUUGCUGCUGAUGAAGAUACUCAGUUUCCUGGGCAUUAAGUGUAAGAGAGAGGACCCUGGAAGCAGCAGGGAGCAGCUUGGGUCCCUGUCCCAGACUCGCCACUCUCAACCAGCACAAGCUUUGCCCAAGGUCUAAGCUGUUCGUCCACACGCCACCAUCUACCAGUGGGGACGCCCAGGGCCUCGGGCCUACGCUUACCAGCGACUCUAUAGUCUCUCUAGGUCAUAGCUUUCGUGUCCAUUGAAGAAUUACCAAGCCCAGCAAGUAAAAACAUUAGAAUAACAGAGAUAUAUGUAAAAUUGCCAAUACUAUGAGAGCUUCUUUGUUCAAAUGUAUUUCCUCUUAUUAUAAAUAAAACAAAUAUUA